Molecule: messenger RNA, 1749 nt
Organism: Neospora caninum
Lineage: Eukaryota; Apicomplexa; Conoidasida; Eucoccidiorida; Sarcocystidae
Product: AT4g32400/F8B4_100, related
Exons: 3
Coding region: 1-1749 (582 amino acids)
Biological process (GO): transmembrane transport
Molecular function (GO): ATP transmembrane transporter activity
Source: RefSeq, a predicted model, not a curated record
AUGGAUUUUCCGUCUUCUCUUCGCCCACUUCCUUCUUCCUCUCCUCCCGCUUCCUCGCCUUCUCCUUCCUCUCCUUCUUCUCCUUCCUGUCCGUCUUCUCCUUCUUCUCCUUCCUGUCCGUCUUCUUCUUCUCCUUCCUCUCCUUCUUCUCUUUCCUGCCCUUCUCUUUCCUGCCCUUCUUCUCCUUCUUCUCCUUCUUCUCCUUCCUGUCCGUCUUCUCCUUCUUCUCCUUCUUCUCCUACCUCUCCUUCGCCUUCUUCUUGUUCCUCGUCGCAACCGUCAGGGUGUUCUCCUGCGGCCCAUGCUCGGCGGUUCUGGUUGUUUCAUCCGACAGGCGUGGCGGCGUCGAUAUGCGCAGAGUCGCCCUCCGUGAGCCUGGCCUGGUGCCGAGACAGGCGAGGGAGCGGGGACCCGGACCGUCGCGGGGACAGAGACAACGAGGGCCAGGCGCUUCUCCUGCGCUGGUUCAAAUCAGAUGCCGGUUUGCAUCUCACCAGUGGGGCAAUUGCAGGCGCGGUCUCGCGCACAGUGACUGCGCCUUUGGAUCGGAUCAAGGUGGUGCUCCAGCUGCAGCGCGGCAACCAUCUGACGCGCGUGGUCCAGUUCAAGCAGGCGCGGGAGGAGGCUGCGUGCGAAGCAGCCGCGCGCGUGGCGGCAGGCACCCAGGAGGAACGCGCGAGGGCGGAGCGGCGCUCGGCUCCGGGAGGGCCGGGCGGCGGAGAGGCGGGGACGACGCAGAGCGAAGACAUCUUCGAGCGCCACAGAAGACGCGCUGCAGAGAAGGGAGCGCGCCGGUGCGAAAGCAGGAACCGGGAAGGCGUCGCGCCUGCAGGCUGUAUCGGGACUGUCCCUGCGCCGACUCUGACUGUGUUUGACAAGUUGCUGUGUGGAGGCGCAGCGGGGAUGAUUGCGCAGUUCACCAUCUACCCGAUGGAGAUUGUGAAGACGCGACUGGCGGCGUACUCGCCGACGUGCCGGUACGACGGCAUCGUCGACUGUCUGGUGAAAACCUUCCAACAGGGCGGCCUGCGGAGCCUGUACAGAGGUCUGGGGCCGUCUCUGCUCGGCAUCAUCCCGUACGCCAGCAUCGACCUCGCUCUCUUUGACACUCUCAAAGGCCUGUACGUGAGCCGCGUUCUUCUGCCCAAGCUCCUGAGCGAAGAGGAAAGAGCGGCGCAGGAGGCGAGACGGCAACGACGCGAGGCAACUGCGAGGCACGAGCCGGGACCCUCAGAGAGUCCCGAAAGCCAGGCUCUCGGCCAGUCCUCCACUCUCUCGUCGUCUCUCGCCGCGUCGUCCGAUGCCCGCCCCGCUGCCCGAGGUCACGGUUCAGAUCUCCCAGAUUCGGGUUCGCCGUCGUCGCACCUGUGUUCGCGGAAGCCGUGCGCAGUGUCGGACCCUCACGAAGCACACAAGAAGUCGGCGACGCCGAACGUUCUGGUGCUUCUUCUGUGCGGCUCCAUCAGUUCGCUCUGUGGCCAGGUGGUCGCCUACCCGACGGCUCUCGUGCGCACGCGCGUCCAAGUCGACGGCAGCGACGGCGCAGCAGCCAAGUACAAAAACAGCUGGCAGGCGGCGCGCUGUGCCUGGGCUGACGGAGGCGUGCGGGGGCUCUACAGAGGUCUGUGCGCGAACCUCAUGAAGGCUGUCCCUGCCGUCAGCAUCAGCUGGCUAGUCUACGAGAAGUCGAAAGAGGCGAUUCGCUCGGGCGUCGAAGCCUACGAAGUCGGGGAGCGGAGCCGCAAGUGA